AUGAAGGUGCUGCUCCUUACAGUGCUGGGGGCCCUGUUCUUCGCCUAUUAUUGGGAUGACAAUUUUGACCCAGAUGACCUCCAGGGGGCUCGUGUGCUGCUAACGGGCGCCAGUGCAGGUGUUGGGGAGGAGCUGGCCUAUCACUAUGCACGCCUGGGCUCCCACCUGGUGCUCACUGCCUAGGCUGAUGCCUUGCUGCAGAAAGUGGUAGGGAACUGCCGGAAGCUGGGAGCCCCCAAGGUCUUCUACGUCGCCGCGGACAUGGCCUCCCCCGAGGCACCUAAGCACGUGGUGCAGUUUGCGCUGGACCAGCUGGGCGGGCUGGACUACCUCGUGCUGAACCACAUCGGCGGCGCUCUGACGGACAUGCGGUCCCGCAGCGCCCAGGCAACAAACUGGCUCUUGCAGGCCCCGCCUCGCCCCCGGCUCUGCUUCCGCCUGGUAACUCGCAGUCGCGGUCUGCAGGUGAACUUCCUGAGUUACGUGCAACUGACUUCGCUGGCUCUGCCGAGCCUGACGGAUAGCAAGGGCUCCCUGGUCGUGGUGUCCUCGCUGCUCGGCCGCGUGCCCACGUCCUUUUCCACCCCCUACUCCGCGUCCAAGUUCGCGUUGGACGGCUUCUUCCGCUCCCUGCGGCGGGAGCUGGAGGUGCAGGAUGUGAACGUGGCUAUCACAAUGUGCGUCCUGGGCCUCCAAGAUCGUGCCUUCGCCGCCGAGAGAGUCAGGGGCGUCACUAGGGCCAAGGAGGCCCCGAAGCCCAAGGCGGCCUUGGCCGUGAUUCGCGGCGGUGCCACGCGCUCCUCUGGCGUCUUCUACCCGUGGCGCUUCCACCUACUCUGCCUGCUCCGGGUCUGGGUGCCACGCCCGCGCGCAUGGUUCAUCCGCUAGGAGUUUAACGUCACCUCUGCAGCUACUGCCUGAGCUGGGGGUGUUGCCUCUCAUCUUCCCGGAGGAGGGACACACCAUCCAGGACACUAGCAGAGACACUUCUGAGAGGGUGGCCACAGCCUAAGACAGUCAUAAAGAUAGAAAAGCAGGCUCGGCACCUAUAGCUCA
Otolemur garnettii (small-eared galago) is the source of this 1056-nucleotide messenger RNA. RefSeq names its product hydroxysteroid 11-beta dehydrogenase 1 like (gene HSD11B1L). Gene Ontology annotation, cellular component: intracellular membrane-bounded organelle. The transcript has 7 exons. Gene Ontology annotation, molecular function: oxidoreductase activity. The record is from RefSeq and is a predicted model, not a curated record. NCBI's taxonomy places the organism in Eukaryota, Metazoa, Chordata, Mammalia, Primates, Galagidae.